AUGGCGCGAUAUGACAGAGCAAUUACAGUGUUCUCGCCGGAUGGCCAUCUGUUUCAGGUGGAGUACGCCCUGGAGGCCGUCCGAAAGGGAAACGCCGCCGUCGGUGUUCGCGGAACCGAUACUAUCGUCCUUGCCGUCGAGAAGAAGUCUACCCCUAAGCUCCAAGACUCCAGAUCGGUGAGAAAGAUUGUCAAUUUAGAUAAUCACAUUGCAUUGGCUUGUGCUGGACUGAAAGCAGAUGCACGUGUUCUAAUAAAUAGGGCACGUAUUGAGUGCCAGAGUCAUAAGCUUACAGUUGAGGAUCCUGUGACUGUUGAAUAUAUAACUCGCUACAUUGCUGGACUUCAGCAGAAGUACACACAAAGUGGUGGUGUGAGACCUUUUGGUCUUUCAACCUUGAUCAUUGGUUUUGACCCCUACACAAGUGUCCCAUCUCUUUACCAGACAGAUCCCUCUGGGACUUUUUCAGCAUGGAAAGCCAAUGCAACUGGAAGAAACUCAAACUCGAUCCGGGAGUUUCUGGAAAAGAAUUACAAAGAAACAUCUGGCCAGGAGACUGUCAAACUAGCCAUGCGGGCUUUACUUGAAGUUGUUGAGAGUGGUGGAAAGAACCUAGAAGUUGCUGUAAUGACGAAAGAUCAUGGACUGCACCAGCUUGAAGAAGCUGAAAUUGAUGCCAUUGUUGCUGAAAUUGAGGCAGAGAAAGCGGCUGCAGAGGCUGCCAAGAAGGCCCCUCCCAAGGAAACUUAG
Messenger RNA from Fraxinus pennsylvanica, 750 nucleotides. The record is from the annotation of a GenBank genome assembly. NCBI's taxonomy places the organism in Eukaryota, Viridiplantae, Streptophyta, Magnoliopsida, Lamiales, Oleaceae.